Messenger RNA from Gigantopelta aegis, 2889 nucleotides. RefSeq lists its product as uncharacterized. The coding region runs from base 20 to 1456 and encodes 478 amino acids. The transcript is spliced from 2 exons. Lineage: Eukaryota; Metazoa; Mollusca; Gastropoda; Neomphalida; Peltospiridae. The record is from RefSeq and is a predicted model, not a curated record.
CACAAAUACUUGUUCAACAAUGGUGAAUUACUGUAACGUAUUACAGUGUCACAACAGAUCAGACAGGGAAACUGAUCGUUCUUUUUAUAGAAUUCCUGCAAUAAUUAGAAAUCAGGGUCAAGCAUGUGAAACGCUGUCCAGCCAACGACGACUUAAAUGGCUGUCAAGGCUAAAUCAAGAUUUUACCGGGAAAAACCUCGGGAAUGUCAGAGUGUGUUCAGAUCAUUUUAUUAUGGUUGACUUGUAUGACGAGACCAACCCUGAUUGGGCUCCCAGUCUGAAGAUGGGCCAUGAAAAACUUGGGUUUUCUAAAACUUCAAAAGACCGCCAUGAACGCAUUUCCAAGCGAAAAGCCACUAUCAAAGCAAAGGCGGCAGUGAUGUUCCCAGAAGAAGAAUUCUGUCCAAAUGAAGCCCCUGAUGACAGUACUAACACAGAUUGUAAUGUGGAAACACAGACAGAUUUGAAUGGGUUUUUAAUAGAUGCAAUGAGUUCUGAAUUGCAAGCACUAAGACUUGAAAUGAUGGAUAUUAAAAAGCAUGUUGCCAUUUCCAAAUUAUGUUUGUCCGAUUUGAUAGGGAAAGAUGAUAAGGUGAAAUUUCUGACCGGUUUGUCAUCUUAUGAUGUGCUUGCAAUGUUAUACGAGUAUCUGGAAGAUUUUAUUCCUACCAAAAAAUCGCUAACCAAAUUCCAGAUGCUGUUUAUGACACUCAUGCGGCUGAGACUGAAUUUGUCAGAACAGUUCCUUGCAUUUGAAUUUGCUGUUUCACAAUCUACAAUAUGCCGAAUGUUUUGUGAAGUUGUAGAUGUUUUGUAUGCUAGAACUAAACCAUUUGUACAUUGGCCUGAACGUGAGGAAUUGUAUAAAACCAUGCCUAUGGAAUUUAGGAAAUAUUUUGGGAAAAAAGUGGCUGUGAUCAUCGAUUGUUUAGAAAUCCUUAUAGAAAUACCCUCAAAUCUUACGGCUAGGGCACAAACAUGGUCAUCCUACAAACAUCACAAUACUGUAAAAUUCUUAAUGGGCAUAAGACCACAGGGCACAGUCUCAUUCAUUUCCAAGGGUUGGGGUGGACGGGCCACAGACAAAUACAUCACUGAACACUCAGGUUUUCUAAAUUACAUUCUUCCAGGUGAUAUAGUCUUAGCUGAUAGGGGGUUUGAUAUCAAAGAUAUAAUGGGUAGUCUCUGUGCGAAAGCUAAAAUACCUGCAUUCACUAGGGGAAAAGACCAGUUAUCACCCCUUGAGAUAGAAUCAACAAGGAAAAUUGCUCACUGUCGAAUUCAUGUUGAGCGGGUAAUAGGAUGUGUUCGUCAAAAAUAUACUAUGCUUGACAGCACAAUUCCUAUAAGAUUUAUGAUGACAAAAGACAGUGAGAGCAUGACCAUUCUGGACAAGAUAUGCCAUGUAUGUUGUUCUUUGACAAACCUCUGUGAACCAAUAGUCUGUUUUGAUUAAAUUUAGCAUUGACAAUUGACCCCAUAUGACAUGUUUUUUAAAAACUAUUACAAGUAAAAUUAUACCAAACACUCACUAUGAUGUUGUGUUGAUUAAUUUACUAAAGGUGUAACGAUAUGGCAGUACAGUAGUAUAUCACAAUACGAGGUCCACUAUAAUGAUACAUCAAUUUAUGGCAGCAAUAUCACGAUACAUACAUAAUUCCUGUUUUGCAGAAAACCAAUUUUGAUCUAUAUGUACAACAUGCGAACAAUCAGAAACAUAACACAUUGGAUUUGCUAAAUUUGCUAACUUAACUAGAUGCUGUAAUUGAUAUACAGUGUAAUUGUAAAAAGUUGUCAUUGCCAGAAAUAUUUUACAAUACCUAAUAAUUAGCAUCAGUGUUAUUAAGUAUUGGCAUAGUACGUACCACAACCUACCUGUAUUGUUACACCUCUCUAAUGUACUAUAAAAUAAUUUUCUAAAAUAUUCCAUUUGUUUGUUUACUAAUGAUAUGUACAUUUAUAAGGGCAAUUCUAUGUUAUUCGAGUGUAAAAUAUGGGAAAAUAUAUUUCACCAUUGACAUUUUGAUUAAAUACAAAAUAUUAAUAUUAUUGAUAUGUGUAGUCUGAAAAAAAAAAAAAAAAGACGUUAAUUUGAAAGCAAACAUAUUUUAAUCCUGUAGAAAUCAGGAUACCUACAUUUAGGUUUGAAUAAAUAAUAUAUUCAUGACAUAAAAUUAAGCAUAGUUAUAGCUGAAAUCUUGAGUAUGUUGAAAAUAUAUACACAUAUUGCUUACAAAGUUGUAUUUUUGGUCUGUCUACAGGCAAUAUGUUUUUCAAUUUGCAGUUCAUGUUUGUAUGUAAAUACAUGUACUGGAACCACCCAUAACACGUUUACAUUUGAACACAUUAAAGAUGUAGAUGUACAGACAGUUCACUUUUUUUUUCCUUUGAUGCACACCAUACUUAGUUCAGUUUUUUUCCCACGUUUGAAUUCUGGCAACAUACUGCAAUCGGGACAGUACCAUUUUUUGCUUUUUGGAGCCCUGCUUAUUUUCACACACUCAAAGUGAAACCACUUAAUUGCACAGUUUUCAUGAUCACAUCCGAUCAUAUCCCCAUGUUCAAUCUGUUCGCAAUAGCAAUAUAGUAAAUCUCUACUGGUUGAAGUUGAAGCCUCAUCACUUGCAGAGUUUUGGCAAAUUGGUUUUAAGGUUCGGCUUGUAUUAGGUAAACGGGAAUAAAAUUUUCCCACAAGUUCUGGCAAGAUCGCAGUCUGGAACAGAUGGGUUAUUUUGGUGGAAACACGACACCAAAAGUCACUGUCAAAUGACACAACUUCCACGUGCAUAUCCUGUUCAGUCCACACAACAAAGUAGCAGAACUCUCUUUUACAAACAGCAAGUUGAGUUUGUACUUGAUAAAAAUAAGCAUGUUGCUUGCUUAAUUUCA